GAAUUUCGGCUCUGACCGUCAUCCGUGACGUCACAUCUCUAACCGGUGUUAUUACAUUCGUUGCUUCUUCCUUUUCUAAAGAUCCUUUCACAACUUACAAUGUAACAACGGAGUUAAAAUGUCCAACAUUCUCAAGCGACUCAGCUAUCUCGACUUCCCUGAGUGUACAAGGGAGGCCCUUCACUACCUGAGCCGCUGCCUGAGGAAAGAAACUGGUGGAAUUCCAGGAUUAGGAGGAGGUGGAGAAGACUAUACUGUGGAAGUUUCUAGAGAUUUCAUUCAUUUUGCCUGCAAUCCAAAGCGACUCACUGCCAUCCAAGAACUGCAGCUACUCGAAAUUCUCUGCUCAUACAUCACUGACCAGAAGGAAAAUGAAAGAAACAGCAUAUUUGCCAUCAUGUUUGCCGGGGAAGCGGCCUUGUUGAAAGUCAAUUUGCUGACCAAGCUUGUUUCCAUGGCAAUGUCAAUAAAGUGUACGGCUGUUCUCGACUGUACUGCUCUAUGGAUGCAGGAGCGAGGCUGUGACAGUGAACCAGUGUGCUGCAUGGCCAAAUCCAUGGUCAACGACUACUGCCAACUGUUUCCAGGUGUGAUUCCAACAUUUCAAGCACUGCCCAGUAUCUCACCACUAUUUGCCUGUAACUUCAUUGCAGCGGUAACCGCUCUAUUCCCAUGUAACACUUUAGAUGGUAUGCCGCCAGAGAAACUUGUGGAACAUGUCACCAACUGGAUCUCCUCGGAUAGCAGACUGUGUUCGGUGUCUAUGCGUCCAGCAUCCUCUGGCAGUAGCUAUCGGAUGUUCGCCUCGCACGGCUGCUCACCGUUUCCUGGACUCACCAACUGGUGCGUCAAGGGACCCGUGCUAUGUCUCAAGGCCACUGACAACAACAAAAACUGCUGGGGGGACAUCGGGGUGGCCAAUACCUGCAACAAUAACAAUCGACUCCAGCAGCAGCAGCAGCUCUUCUCGCGGCUCCACUUGGGGGUCCUUCAAAGCCUGCUCGCCAACAACGCAGCAGCAGCGACCGGUACCGGCCGGACUGCGGUCAGUGGACUGCUUGGCCCCAACGUACCGAAUGCCACUGGGCACCCUUUCACACCGGCUGACAUCAAAAAGACAUCUCAGGAACUUAUGGACAUUUGCAAACGUUACGGUUUAUCACCAGAGGAAGAGACUUGCCUCUGCUCUGUUGAAAGACUCGGACAGAUUAUUCAAGUAGCUUUAGCCAGUGCGACUCUUCGAGUCAGACCAGCACAACUUUGUGAAAUCUUGCAACUUUUGCCAGCAAAUAGGUUACUCAGAUUGAUAAAAACACUCCACCAAGGAAAUGGCUCUGCUGUAUGAAGAAAACUUUCCUUCAGCUGCAUUCAUCAACAAAAUAUAUACACCACAGGGCUGGGGAGAGGGGAAUAUUUGCUUCUUUCAAGCAACUGGGAGGGAGGAAAAAAUCUUCAAAUCCUCAUAGGGUCAUGUCCAUAAGAGAGGUAACUCUGCCACUAACUUCUAACUCUUCAAAUGGAGGUAAAUAAAUAAGUAGAUUCAAUGGAGAAUUUACAUUUUUUUUCUCUUCUGGAUACUUUUAUACAAAUAAUUCCUCUACAAUUGCUCCAUCUAUUAGGGUUAGGUUAUUCUAGUUCUUCUUACAAUUAGAUUCUUUUUAAAAUAAAUUAAGUUAUUAGUAUUUCUCCAAUUUGAUUUCAGAAAUCAUAAAAUAAGUUUGUAUAUCACAAGGAAAUACCAUUUCUUAUUGUAUUAACUUUUAUUUUGUUGUUGAUGGAAAUUAGCUCAAAUUUCCUUAAAUUCUCGUUUGUUUUUUUUUUUAAUGUUUCAUCUUUUAACUGGUUUUAGUUCAAUUUUAAAAAAAAACACUUCUAGAUAUUAAUGCAACAGAAAUAGUAGUGAGUUAAAAUAUAUAUAUUAUAUUGCUCUUUAUGUAAUUACUUUUCUAAAUAACCUUUUAAUGUGAACAAAAACAAAAAAAAUGUGACGAGUUACCUCUCUUGUUAUGCAAGCUCUUCACAACCUCCUGUUGGCAGCAAAUGUCAUCGGUGAAUGAGAAACCCACACUGUUUGGCUCAUACAAAAUCUGUUUCCAUCUGUUUAUCAUUGUACUAUAAAUUCAUUCCAUAUCAAAA
This is a messenger RNA of Octopus bimaculoides (California two-spot octopus), 2136 nucleotides long. Its product is annotated as integrator complex subunit 15. Lineage: Eukaryota; Metazoa; Mollusca; Cephalopoda; Octopoda; Octopodidae. The record is from RefSeq and is a predicted model, not a curated record.